UAUACUUAAAAAAUGCCUUCGGAACAGCAUACGAACAUUAAAGUGGCGGUGCGUGUACGGCCGUAUAAUGUCCGGGAAUUGGAGCAGAAGCAGCGGAGUAUUAUCAAGGUCAUGGACCGAUCGGCGCUGCUCUUCGAUCCCGACGAGGAGGACGACGAGUUCUUCUUUCAGGGCGCCAAGCAGCAGUAUCGCGACAUCACCAAGCGGAUGAACAAGAAGCUGACCAUGGAUUUCGACCGGGUCUUUGAUAUCGACAGCUCCAACCAGGAUUUGUUCGAGGAGUGCACGGCGCCGCUGGUCGACGCGGUGCUAAAUGGUUACAACUGCUCGGUUUUUGUUUAUGGAGCCACUGGCGCCGGCAAAACCUUCACCAUGCUGGGCAGCGAGGCUCAUCCCGGCCUGACCUUCCUCACCAUGCAGGAUCUCUUCGAUAAAAUCCAAUCCCAGAGCGAUGUGCGCAAGUUCGACGUGGGCGUAUCCUAUCUGGAGGUCUACAACGAGCAUGUGAUGAAUCUCCUGACCAAAUCGGGUCCUCUCAAGCUUCGUGAAGACACCAAUGGCGUGGUGGUCAGCGGUCUCUGCCUCACACCCAUCUACAGCGCCGAGGAGCUGCUGCGAAUGUUGAUGCUGGGCAACUCGCAUCGCACCCAGCAUCCCACGGAUGCGAAUGCGGAGAGCUCGCGGUCACAUGCCAUCUUCCAGGUGCACAUCCGAAUCACGGAGCGCAAGACGGACACCAAGAGGACCGUCAAGCUGAGCAUGAUCGAUCUGGCGGGCAGCGAAAGGGCGGCCAGCACCAAGGGCAUUGGAGUGCGGUUCAAGGAGGGUGCGAGCAUCAACAAGAGCCUCUUGGCGCUGGGAAAUUGCAUUAACAAGCUGGCCGACGGGCUGAAGCACAUCCCGUACCGCGACUCCAACCUGACACGCAUCCUGAAGGACUCGCUGGGCGGCAAUUGCCGCACCCUGAUGGUGGCCAAUGUCUCGAUGAGCUCGCUCACCUACGAGGACACCUACAACACGCUAAAGUACGCCAGUCGGGCCAAGAAGAUACGCACCACGCUAAAGCAGAAUGUCUUGAAGUCCAAGAUGCCCACCGAGUUCUAUGUGAAGAAGAUCGACGAGGUGGUGGCCGAGAACGAGCGACUCAAGGAGCGCAACAAGGCGCUGGAAGCCAAGGCCACGCAACUGGAGCGCGCCGGCAACAGUGGCUUCGAUCCGCAGGAGCUCAAGUCGUGGUACAGCAAGAUAGACGCUGUAUAUGCGGCCGCCAGGCAGCUGCAGGAGUACGUCCUUGGCAUGCGCAGCAAGAUCAAGAACAUUAACUACCGGCAGACGCUGAAGAAGGAGCUGGAGGAGUUCCGGAAGACGAUGUGCGUGGACCAGCGAGUGUGCCAGGAGGACUAUCGUCGCUUUGCGAACUACAUGAGCACGCUGACCAGCCAGAUGGAGAAGUACAAGGAGGAGCUGCCCGCCUGGCUGAGUAAAAUGGAGAGUGCCUACCAGGAUCUGGAGAGCCUGAAGAGGGAGGUGAACAAGUCGAAGGCCUACCAGAUCCUAAUCGUAUACGUCAAGCACAAGGAUCUCGAGCUGCAGCUGACCAAGCAGAGUAUCUUCAACAGCCAUGUGACCGCCAUCAACCAGGAGCUGGUUGAGAACCUGGACCUGAUGCGGAAGUCCUUCCGGGCUGCCUGCGAGGUGCUCAACCAGACGUACGAUCGCCUGGAAGAUGGACAAAAGCUGACGCCGGAAAUCGAGGCAGUUUUCGAAAGGCUGCUGCGGAAAAUGCGGUUCGCUGACUCUGAGGCCAACACCAAAAUGGCCGAGAUGGAUCCGAUGUUGGUGCCCGAAUCUCUGCGCAGUGGCCAAGAGGAAGAAGAGCCAUCCUGCAGCCUGACGGCCAGUGCCAAGAAGCGGCAAAGGCAGGCGGCCCAGAGCGACGACGAUCUGCACUUGAGUAUGGAGGAAUUCGACAGCCAGGACACCGAGUCUGAUUCGGAGGAGAUGCACAGGACCUUCAAGAGGCCGCGAAAUCUCAACGAGACGCAGGUUCUUGGCCCCUCCAGUAGUAGCGCCCGGAAAGCUCUCACGGCAACGGUCACCAAGCCGAGAAUUGUCCACCAGCGACUGGUCAGCGAUCUGAUAUCCGACCAGAAUGUUCGUGGCGGCAACGAGAAGAUCAAAAAGGCUCUGCUUAAAUCCAAUCACUUUACCGCCCAAGGACUUCAGCGAACGCUGGCGGCUGCUUCUUUGGCCAAGGAGAACGUCAAAUACAACGCCAACUAUGUGCGCAAGAGUCCACGAGCGCUGAUGGCCAAAGCCCUCGCUGGCACCUCCACGCUAACGAGAAAACCACUCGGAUCGUCCAGUAAGGAGCCGCCUUUGGUCAAAUUCAAUCGGGCAGCCUCGUUUCGCCUGAAGAAGUAGGACCACACACUUUCGUUCAGUUCGUUUAAGCUUGCGUUUGCCUUGAGUUAACCGAGACAGAUCCAUGUUCAAACUAACAAUAGCUAUAACCAUAGAUAUAGAUAGUACACUAACCCCACCAACCUUUAGCCCCAUUUCACUUUUUCAGUUCAGUUUUGACCCAUUACUUUAACCUUGAAUUUAUUUAUGUACUUUUUUAUAUAUGUUUUGAUAAGUUGGAAAGAAAGCCUUGCGUUACGCGCUAUAUCUAAAAAUAUACAGCCGUUUCCUUGCCCUCA
This is a messenger RNA of Drosophila takahashii, 2702 nucleotides long. It is a transcript of the gene Klp67A, whose product is annotated as Kinesin-like protein at 67A. Gene Ontology annotation, biological process: microtubule-based movement. Lineage: Eukaryota; Metazoa; Arthropoda; Insecta; Diptera; Drosophilidae. The record is from RefSeq and is a predicted model, not a curated record. Gene Ontology annotation, molecular function: microtubule binding; ATP binding; microtubule motor activity.